This is a messenger RNA of Choloepus didactylus (southern two-toed sloth), 1743 nucleotides long. It is a transcript of the gene RIPK3, whose product is annotated as receptor interacting serine/threonine kinase 3. The record is from RefSeq and is a predicted model, not a curated record. The transcript has 10 exons. Gene Ontology annotation, biological process: protein phosphorylation. Bases 178 to 1623 code for a protein of 481 amino acids. Gene Ontology annotation, molecular function: JUN kinase kinase kinase activity; ATP binding. NCBI's taxonomy places the organism in Eukaryota, Metazoa, Chordata, Mammalia, Pilosa, Megalonychidae.
AAGUGUUCCCUCCUUCCGUGUAGAAAAGAAACUCUGAAGGCAGAAUCCGUGCCCGGGCCUAGAAAUUGACCCUUUCCCACUCUCCGCCCUACCGCUCUCCGCCUCACGACACGGAUCCUGAAGUCCUUCACCCCUGCAGGUCACAACUUCCAGAAACUCCUCGCACACGCCAACCUGAUGUCUUCAGACAAGUUAUGGCUUGUAGGUGCCUCUGCCCCCACGGUGUUACGAGAGGAAUUGGAAAACCUGGAGUUCGUCGGCCAAGGCGGGUUCGGCACGGUGUUCCGGACGCGACAUACGAAGUGGGGCUACGAUGUGGCGGUCAAGUUGGUGAACUCAGAGUCGAUAACCAGGGAGGUGAAGGCUAUGCGAAAUCUGCGUAACAAGUUUGUGCUACUCCUGCUGGGGGUCACCGGGAAGCUGACGACUGAGUACGGCUAUGGGCCGGCUCUGGUGACUCAAUUCAUGGAGAACGGCUCCCUGGCAGAGCUCCUGCAACCCCAGUGCCCUCGGCCCUGGCCACUCCUCUGCCGCCUCCUGCAAGAGGUGGUGCUUGGGAUGUGUUACCUGCACAGCCUGAACCCCGUGCUACUGCAUCGAGACCUCAAGCCCUCCAACGUCCUGCUGGACUCAGAGCUGCACGUUCAGCUGGCAGAUUUUGGCCUAUCCACAUUUCAGAAGAGCUCAAAGUCAGAAGCAGGGUUCAAGGAGCCAGGGGGCACGCUAGCCUACCUGGCCCCAGAGCUGUUGGCUAAUAUAAACCAGAAUGCCUCCAAGGCCUGUGAUGUCUUCAGCUUCGGGAUCCUCAUGUGGGCAGUGCUAGCUGGAAGAGAACCUGACAAGGUCAAGACAUCACUUGUGCAGACAGUAGUGUGUGAGGAGCAGGUCCGGCCCCCACUGACAGAGCUGCCCCACCCUGGGCCCGAGACUCCCGGCUUGGAAGUCCUGAUGGAAUUAAUGCAGCAAUGCUGGAGCCACAAGCCCAAUGACAGGCCCUCCUUCCAGGACUGCCGAACAAAUAUUGAUAAAGCCAUCCUUCAGGAGCAAGAUAAGGUGGAUACCUCUGUCUCUAAGGUGAAGAAGUUUCUCUCUGAGCACAGGGGCAGCAGCAGGAGGGGUUCUGCCCCAGAACUGGGCCCAGGAGGGACAGAGCUGGAUGGCGCUGAAAGUGAUUCCAUGGUCUCUGAAUUCUGGAACAAAAUGCACCUGAAGGAGGCCCCCAGCUCUGAUCCUGAAAAAAAUGCAAGACUUACUGAGAGAAUCAGGGCAAAGGGAAAACAGGCUCAAGAUGCCAAGUCAGCAGGGACAUCUUCAAAUUCAACUGCCCGACCUCCCCAAACUCCAGAGACCUCAUCUUCUAGAAACCAGAUGCCCGGAUUCACUUCACCUUGGACCUCAGGUCCCUGGCCCCAAAGGAAUCAGGGAGCUGAGAGACAAGGCAUGAAUUAUUAUCCCUGGAGCUACUGGAUAAAUUCAAUACCAGGACAACAGCCUGCCAUAUAUGGGAGCCAAGCAGUUCAGGUUGGAAACUACAACAACAUGACUAUACAGGGCUUGGAUAAUGGCCAGCAGCGCCCCCCAGGAGUAGGUGCAGAAGAAGGCCCAGAGGAACCUAAAGCCUAGAGUGGAGCACAGUGCAAAUAUAACAGUGGGAACUGCGACACCUGCUAAACUGCCUCAAGGAAUUGAGAUGACUCUGUGAGCUGAUUUCAGAUGGAACUCAAUAAACAUGGUGGAACUGUA